GGUUCUGGGCAGCAGCGGACGUGUAAAACGAUGAAUAGAACCGUCUGUUUUUUUUCUAAUUUUGCUGCCCGUUUUUAGUGAAAUUGUGUAAAAUUGUCUGUGAAACGGUGGUUUCCUGUGAUUUUUAAUCUGCACAAGUUUAAAAGUGGUGGAUAAAGGCUGAAUUUGGUACAUGAUUGCUUGACUGCCAAAACUCAAAAUGCUGACAACGGAGUUUGUUCAGCUUAUUCUGCUUUUUGGAUCUGGAUCUAUAUUCUUUAUACUUGUUGUGGUUGGAAUUAUUCUGAAAGUGACCACCACACCAUUCCCGCACAUUAUCCGUCACAAGGAGGAGCAAACCUUUCUGGACUCAGCUACCAACGAGAAUGAGAAGUUCCCCUCGCUGGAGGAUCAGCCCUCCUUGGAGCUCAGCGUCAUCGUUCCGGCAUUCGACGAGGAGAAACGAUUGCCCAUUAUGCUGGACGAGUGCUUGGAAUAUUUGGAAGCGAGACUGAAAUCCAACAAGAACUUCAGCUACGAAGUGAUCAUUGUCAGCGAUGGAAGUCGGGACAAAACGGUCGAGGUCGCCCAGAAGUACUCCGCCAAGUACGGCUCCAGCAAGGUUCGAGUACUGGCGCUGGUUCAGAACCGUGGCAAAGGAGGUGCCGUCCGGAUGGGAAUGUUGAGCGCCCGGGGUAAGUUCCUGCUGUUUGCCGAUGCCGAUGGAGCUACCAAGUUCGAAGACUACGCCAAACUGGAGCAAAGCAUGGCCAAGCUAAGCGGAGGCAGCUUCGACACGGACGCCAUCUCGAUUGGAUCGCGAGCCCAUCUGGAACAGGAAGCGACCGCUUCGCGGACCUUCUUCCGCACGCUGCUGAUGCACGGCUUUCACUUUCUGGUUUGGACGUUUGCCGUCAAGAAAAUCCGCGACACCCAGUGCGGCUUCAAGCUGCUGAGCCGGUGCUCGGCGCGGAAGAUUUUCGCCGUGAUGCACGUGGAACGGUGGGCCUUCGACGUGGAGCUGCUGUUCAUUGCCCAGGCGUACAACAUUCCGAUCGAGGAGAUCGCCGUCCGAUGGACCGAAAUCGAGGGCUCGAAGCUGACUCCGUUCUGGUCCUGGCUGCAGAUGGGACGUGAUCUGAUCUUUAUUUGGUUCCGGUACGCGAUCGGGGCGUGGCAGUUGCGGAAGGAGCAUGUGAAUUAAGGUGUGGAUGCGUUCACUAGUAGGGCUUUUGGAAUUGAAGAAUCGUGACUUUUUUUUCCAUAUUGUACUGUAGCUCUUGAUAGGUGGAUCGAACGGUAGAUAGAUUUUUUAGAUGUAUAACGGCAUUUAAUCGAUAAAUAAAGUGUAUUGCUUUGAAAUUUAAA
Molecule: messenger RNA, 1347 nt
Organism: Culex pipiens pallens (northern house mosquito)
Lineage: Eukaryota; Metazoa; Arthropoda; Insecta; Diptera; Culicidae
Gene: wol
Product: dolichyl-phosphate beta-glucosyltransferase
Exons: 3
Coding region: 200-1183 (327 amino acids)
Cellular component (GO): endoplasmic reticulum membrane
Source: RefSeq, a predicted model, not a curated record